CAACCCUUGUAGUUCCUAAACAUCUUGCUUUAACCCCAAAGCCUCUUUUUGUUCCCCCCACCUGAAGCGCCUGCAUCAGCCGGAACAUAAAAAUGAACUUCCCCCUAGAUUCUGUUUCGGAUCUUCCUGAUGAUGCCAAGAUGGCCCUAGGCGCCGCCUUGGAGCAGAUGCAAGUGCGGGACAGCCUUAAAAUGUACAACCGGCUCGUCGAGCGAUGCUUCAAGGAGUGCGUAGAGGAUAUGCGCAGCAAGGCCCUGUCGGCCAAGGAGGAGCAGUGCACGGCCAAGUGCUGCGAGAAGUUCAUGCACGUCACGGCGCGCGUUGGCAUGCGGUUCCAAGAGUUCUUCACCCAAAUGGAGCAGCAAGCAGCAGCAGCGGCGGCCUCAGCAGGGCAGGGGAAAUAAGCAGGCGUCGCAGCCUUACCUCCCUCUCAGCAUGGGAAGCCCCUAAAGGAACGGAGGCUGCGUAGUAGGGGGAGCGACAGCUGGCUGUCUAGCUGUACAGCUGCCGGGUUGCAGCUGAGGAGGGACGGGUGGAGGAUGGGUACGAGCAAUCACAGGGAACGUUUGGCAACUAUAGGCGUGUUAGGCCUGGUUUUCACACUUGCAUGUAUGACCGUAACCGUUCGGGGAUGAAUGCAAGCGUUGGGAGCACGUUCCCCGUGUUGUCCCGUUUUCCUAGUGUCGGUAGUACGGUUAUACCAUUAGCAACAGAUAGGAUUGUGUUUGGCUCAUGAACGACGAUUGGCGCCCGUAGCAAACUUUGGGAAAUGAGGGAGCUAUGUUUGCGUCAUGUUGCGUCGAUUCUGUUGGCCUGUGGGACACCUGACGAACCUUGAAGGUACCUGGGUUGACAGAAGGCACGGGCACGGAAGGACGCC
Astrephomene gubernaculifera is the source of this 880-nucleotide messenger RNA. The record is from the annotation of a GenBank genome assembly. NCBI's taxonomy places the organism in Eukaryota, Viridiplantae, Chlorophyta, Chlorophyceae, Chlamydomonadales, Astrephomenaceae.